GGGCCUCAGCGCAAGAACGCAGUUGAGGGACAUCGGCGAGCGUUGCGCGCCGGUAGCCUGUAGUCACGGAGUAAACGGCGUAGCGACACUGUUCCCGCCGGAACCAGCCCCACGGGCUUGGUCCUAUGGCGCCUACGGCACCUACGGCCGGCCCAGCGCCUCUCGGCACAGCGUGGGCUUGUUUACACGCGGCCCCAUGGCGCACGCACGCAGCGUCACGUGACGUCAUGCGUUGUCCCGGAAGUCGGCGCGGACCAGGGCGGCGGGUGGAAGCCGGUGCCGGAGCGGGAAUCGCAGCGCAGCCACCGUCGCCGCCUGGGCCAGGGUCGCCCGCCCUCCCCCCGCGAUGGGCCCCGGGCCCUGAGCGCCCGUCUGCCGCAUUUCCGCAGCGACCCCUCUGGCCGGGAUGGAGGCGCCGCCCGCCGGCCGCGUUCCCGCCGAGGGCGCCCCGCCGGCGGCCGUGGCCGAGGUGCGCUGCCCGGGCCCCGGGCCGCUGCGCUUGCUCGAGUGGAGGGUGGCGGCGGGCGCAGCCGUGCGCAUUGGCUCGGUGCUGGCCGUGUGCGAGGCCGCCGCCUCCGCGCAGCCCUCCGGCUCGGCCCCUUCCCGCGCCGGCUCGGGUGGCUGCGUACGUGCGGAGCGCAGGCUGAGGUCGGAGCGCGCCGGCGUGGUGCGGGAGCUGUGCGCGCAGCCGGGCCAGGUGGUGGCUCCCGGAGCGGUCCUGGUGCGGCUGGAAGGAUGCAGCCACCCCGUUGUCAUGAAAGGUUUGUGCGCUGAGUGUGGCCAAGACCUAACCCAGUUGCAGAGCAAGAAUGGGAAGCAGCAGGUGCCACUGUCCACGGCCACCGUGUCCAUGGUGCACAGCGUCCCGGAGCUGAUGGUGAGCUCCGAGCAAGCUGAGCUACUCGGACGGGAAGACCAGCACCGGCUGCAUCGGAACAGAAAGCUGGUCCUCAUGGUGGACUUGGACCAGACCCUGAUCCACACCACAGAGCAGCACUGCCCGCAGAUGUCCAAUAAAGGCGUCCUCCACUUCCAGCUGGGCCGGGGCGAGCCGAUGCUGCACACGCGCCUGCGUCCGCACUGCAGGGACUUCCUGGAGAAGGUCUCCAGGCUGUACGAGCUGCACGUCUUCACCUUCGGGAGCCGGCUCUAUGCGCACACGAUUGCAGGCUUUUUAGACCCUGAGAAGAAGCUUUUUUCUCAUCGAAUAUUAUCGAGGGACGAAUGUAUCGACCCGUUUUCCAAAACUGGGAACCUUAGAAAUCUAUUUCCUUGUGGAGACUCAAUGGUUUGCAUUAUUGAUGAUCGAGAAGAUGUCUGGAAAUUUGCCCCCAAUCUGAUCACCGUGAAAAAAUACGUCUACUUCCAGGGCACAGGGGACAUCAAUGCUCCCCCUGGGUCCCGGGAGUCCCAGGCGAGAAAGAAAGGCGGCCAUCCUCCUAAAGGUGCCGAUGUUGCAGAGCAGGCUCCCUCCGCCAAGGAGCCCGAGGAGGGCAGGCAGGCGGCCGGGGUCGAGCAGAGCAACGGCCUCUGCAAGCCCAUGAGGGAGCUCAAUGGGGACUGGCCCCCACCCGGCCAGGCAGAGGAGAGGGCUGCCCGACCUGCCGCCCGUGCCCCCCUGGCCGAUGGGAGGGGCGCCCCGGUGUGUGCACAACAGCACGGUCGGACAUCGGCAGAAAAGCGGCCAGCUCAGAGCGUGGCGGGCAGUGACCUGGACUUCGAGUUGUCCAGUGAUAGCGAGAGCAGCAGCGACUCGGAGGGUCAGUCCUCCGUCACCUCUGAUGGCGAAACUGGGGGGAAGAGGGGCCAGAAAAAGCCCAAGGCUGCUCGGGACGCCGGGAAGGUAGUGCCACAGAGCGGGCCCCCCGGCCCAGGUGGAGAAAGGCCGGCGGGGGCAAAUCACUCCUCAGAGCCCGUGCCUGGUGUCCAGCUGGAGCUGCAGGAGGACAGUGAGCGGGACGGCCUCUGCGGGCUGGGGGGCAGCUGUGCCGACAGGAAGGAGGCUGAGACCGAGUCCCAGAACAGUGAGCAGUCGGGCAUCACGGUGGGCGAGUCCCUGGACCAGAGCGUGGAGGAGGAGGAGGAAGAGGAAGACGCAGAUGCCGACGAUCACCUGGUCUACCUGGAGGAGAUCCUGGCCCGCGUACACUCCGACUACUACGCCAGGUAUGACCGCCACCUGCGCGGGGAGGCCCAGGAAGCCCCUGACAUCCGGAAGAUCGUCCCCGAGCUCAAGAGCAGGGUGCUGGCAGACGUGGCCGUAAUAUUCAGCGGCCUGCACCCCACCAACUUCCCGGUGGAGAAGACGCGGGAGCACUACCACGCCACGGCCCUGGGAGCCAAGGUCCUCACUCAGCUGGUGCUGGACCCAGACGCCCCUGACCGGGCCACCCACCUGAUCGCCGCGCGUGCCGGCACGGAGAAGGUGCGCCAGGCCCAAGAGUGCGGUCGGCUUCACGUGGUGAGCCCCGACUGGCUGUGGAGCUGCCUGGAGCGCUGGGAGAAGGUGGAUGAGCAUCUGUUCCCGCUGAGCGACGACUGCGGCAAGGCACAGAGGGAGGACGGCCCGACGGCCUUUCCUGACAGGCCGGGCGCACUUCCGACCACCUUGUUCCACCCAACGCCCGUCCAUCCCAGGGCCCAGCCUGGCCCCGAAGCCCGGAUCUACGACGCCAACACGGGCAAGCUCAUCCGGAAGGGCGCUGCGGGCCCCGGGCCCCCCGGCUGCCUGCCGGUCCACGCGGAGCACUCCUCUUUCAGAGCCGUUGAGCCGCAUCAGCAGCAGUUUGGUGAAGAGUGGCCAGAUAACCCAGAUGGCGAGCAGCCUGGUCCUUCUAGAAGAAAGCGACAGCCCAGCAUGUCAGAGACACUGCCGCUGUACACUCUGUGUAAGGAGGACUUAGAGAGUAUGGACAAAGAGGUGGAUGACAUCCUAGGAGAAGGCAGCGACGACAGCGACAGCGAGAAGAAGAAGCCCGAGGAGCGAGAGGACAAGGGACCUCAGCCCAGGGAGCCCAAGACCCCAGGGGCCCAGAGGCAGCACGCACUCGAGUUGAAGCCGCCCGGCGGAAGGAGCGUGGCGGAUGGCCGGGGCCUCAGAGGCCACAAGAGGAAGCUACACGAGGAGGACGCCGCCAGCGAGUCCAGCCGGGGCUCCAGCGGCGAGGACGAGGGCAGCAGCUCGGAGGCGGACGAGAUGGCCGCGGCGCUCGAGGCGGAGCUCGACCUCAUGUGACCUGCACGUCGCCGCCGGGCGAACGGUGCCGCCUUGCUCCCUUGCCGGCCCGCGACGGGUUUUCUUUUCUCCAAAAGGACGUGUGUAUUUGCAAAGUUCCACAUACAGAAACGGUAUUUUGCAGAAGUAGGUGUUUUUAGAAGCUUUACACGGGAAGGAUGGGGAAGUAGUGCACCACACCCGAGACCGGCAGCUCCACAGUGCAGCCGGGCCGGCGGUUCGCCGCCGUGGGGUGCCCUCUAGUGGCAGGCACAGCGCAGGGUGAAGGCUGGGGCGCCCGCCCAGCACCACACGGCCGUGUAGGAGAGGCCCGGCGUCUUCUGCCUUCUCAGAGCCAAAGCCACCAGGAUGCGAGAGCGUUUCCAGGUGACGCAGGGCAUCGUGUGGAUGGGCGACCCGCUGUCCCCGGGUCCCCGGGGCUCUGCUGGUGACCAGGUUCCAGCACAGGGUCCGCUCCACACAGCCUGGCCGUCUGCUCUGUAGAGAGAUCUGAUGUAAAGUUUUGUAUAUCUAUUUCUUAUUUGACCCACCAACAGCUUUUUCUUUCAUUUAAUAAAUAUCCUUUUUGUAAGCU
This is a messenger RNA of Hipposideros armiger (great roundleaf bat), 3809 nucleotides long. It is a transcript of the gene CTDP1, whose product is annotated as CTD phosphatase subunit 1. Gene Ontology annotation, cellular component: nucleus. Bases 407 to 3235 code for a protein of 942 amino acids. The transcript has 13 exons. NCBI's taxonomy places the organism in Eukaryota, Metazoa, Chordata, Mammalia, Chiroptera, Hipposideridae. The record is from RefSeq and is a predicted model, not a curated record. Gene Ontology annotation, molecular function: RNA polymerase II CTD heptapeptide repeat phosphatase activity.